Molecule: messenger RNA, 1719 nt
Organism: Labrus bergylta (ballan wrasse)
Lineage: Eukaryota; Metazoa; Chordata; Actinopteri; Labriformes; Labridae
Source: RefSeq, a predicted model, not a curated record
AUGAGGACCGUAACCUCAGCCAGUGGGCAGGAGGAAGCUGUGGCCGUGAGGAGGAGUGAAUCAGUGGAUGCUCAGAUGAUCGACAGCCUCAUCAGCUCCCAAACUCUGCAGCUUUUUGGAAGAGUCAACAUAAUACAUCUUCUAGAGAAAGCAAAUCUGGCCGUGACUCUGGCCAAUGAAAAGGAGGAGAUCCUGGCCCACGCUUCCUUCUUCGACCACCCUGUUGGAGACUUGGUGGAUCAGACUCUCUGGGAACCUUUCCUGCAGAAACACUUCAGGGCUGAAAAAUGCACACCUUGGAACACUCUCUUCCUCCACCUUUUUGUGUCACAGCCGGAUUUCUCUGCAGCAAGCUUAAAGGAAAUAAUGAGGGCCGUCUUUAAUGCGGUUGCAGAGCUUGAUUACAUCUGCCUGGUCAGCCCUCAUGUUGGUGUUUUAGAGGCGGCGCUGAAGGACACGUUUGAGCCGCUGCAGCGCCUGACUGACCCGGGCCCCGAGUGCUUAGCCUUAAUCUGCCACAGACAAGAGCACAGUCCCAGGCUUCAGAUCCGCACAGCCAGGGUGGAAGAUCAUGAUGACAUCGUGCCGUUGUUUGCAGAACAGACAAAGCAGCUGUCUGCAGAGCGUCCAUACUACCUGGCAGACCUCAUUGAGGCACAGAAUGAGAAAAAUCACACCGUUGUUUGUGAGAGUGGCAGAGUCACCAUCGGCUUCAUCAGCCUCACUUCGGAUGUGGAUGUGAAGUGUUUGAACCUCAACUUUGAUUUAAGAGAGUUUAGUGGUUUGUAUAAAAAACAGCAGACAGAAGACGAUGGACCCGACGCUCAGGCUGACGUAGAAGGUGAAGAGAAAACAACAGAGAUCCAAACAUCUGAUCCACAGCAGCAGGAGGAGACACAGUCGACUGGACGUGUCUCAGAGAAAUCCAACGCUUUCUGUAUUCAUUGCUUUGCCAUCGACAAGAAGUAUGAAAUGAGAUCAGCGGACUGUAUUCCAUAUAUAUUCAACCUCUUCCCUGACCUGGACUUCUGCAUCAUCACCGUACCCACACUGUCCCCUGAGUUCCCGUUGCUGCAGAGCUUCCACAGAGUGACCCGCCUUCCCACCAGCUCGCUGCAAAAUGAACUCUACAUCUUCCACCGCGACGAGCUCGGGAGUGUUGAGGUGAGGCAGGCCGUGGCUGCAGACCAAGCGGCUGUCUGUGACCUGGUGGAAGGUCUGAGACUGAGUGAGACGCUGCUGCAGGAUCUGGACUUCUUCUACGAGACCCGCCGGGAUCCGAGCGGGGCGGCGCUGCAGGCCUUUGUGGCCCAGGUGAACGGUCAGGUGGUGGGGAUUCUGAUCAUCAGAGAUGAACAGGACAUCGAGUACAUUCGAGCCCGCUACAACAUCGAGAGCUUCAUCUACUUCAGCCACCACCGCUACGAGGAGCACGCUCAGAUCCUCCAUUUUGUCCUCAAACCCUCCUUCCAGCGUUUCUCCAAACACUUGUUUAAGGAGGUCCUCCGGCUGGCUCACAGAUCCUGCCUGUACCUCCGGAUCUACCCCUCCGACCAAAGCCAGGAGAAUUCUUGCGUCCACCAUCUGGAUUGGGUCCUCGACUGUGCUGUCCCGGUCCGGCCGCGACGCCAGAUCAUCUACCCGCUGGAGGAGCUUGGCAUCAACGGCCCUUCCAGGCGGAUCACGGAGAACCAGGUGGGCACGGCGGCAGCUGGCUGA